Molecule: messenger RNA, 264 nt
Organism: Emiliania huxleyi CCMP1516
Lineage: Eukaryota; Haptophyta; Isochrysidales; Noelaerhabdaceae
Exons: 3
Coding region: 1-264 (87 amino acids)
Biological process (GO): post-translational protein targeting to membrane, translocation; protein targeting
Cellular component (GO): membrane; Ssh1 translocon complex
Molecular function (GO): transmembrane protein transporter activity
Source: RefSeq, a predicted model, not a curated record
AUGUCCUCCUCCGAGGCGAUCGACUAUGUGAAGAAGCCGGCGGUGGAGUUUAUCAAGGACAGCUGGCGCCUGGUGAAGCGGUGCACAAAGCCCGACAGAACCGAAUUUUCGAAGAUCGCGCAGGCCACGUCGGUCGGCUUCUUCAUCAUGGGCUUCAUCGGCUUCUUUGUGAAGCUCAUCUUCAUCCCGAUCAACAAUAUCAUCGUCGGCAUGCACAUAACUAAAAAUGACAAAAAUGACAUCGAGCGUGCAGCCACGAUGUGA